GACCCCGCACAUCAGCCCCGCCGACCCCGCGGAUCCGUUGACGGCCACCCACCGGCCAACACUCGCGAGCAUUUCCCCCGCACUAACGACCCGCCAACGCGCCGGACGUUGGCCGCACUAACAACCCGGACGUCGACCGUCGGCCUUACCACGCACUCACGUCACUGGCUGCUGUGCAGCCUACUUAUACGCGGCCUGAGCUGCAGGAGGGCGUUCAUUUGCUCGCACGACAAGCCGCUGUACCCUUCAACAAUUGUCGCCUCCUCGAACGACUGCCGUCUCGUUUCGACCGUUCAGCGCAUACCCGACUGUACUGCGGUAUUAAAUACUUCUGCGAGCGACCAUGGACCCCACAAUGGCCGCGCCACAUCUCGACGUCGACGCGAAGCUCGGCUCAGCGUUUAUAGGCUGCGUUAUGGCGGGAAUUCUCUACGGGAUCACCUGCUUCCAGACGUAUAACUAUCACAAGGGUCGCUUCGAGGACCCAUGGACGCUGGAUGCGUUCGUGUACUCGUUAUGGACACUUGAGACCAUCCACCUCGGCCUCGUCAUGCACGGUUGCUACUUCUACAUGGUCACGAACUACAACAAUCCUGCGAGCAUGAUCAGCCCGACUUGGAGUCUCUUGACACAAAUAUUCGUGACCUGUGUGACGGAUGUCGCCAUCCGAGGAUUCUUCGGCCGCCGCGUCUGGAUCUUGACAGCUCAGCGCAACCGGCCGCUGGCCUACGUGCUGGUGUUCUGCAUUGGCGCGUCUUCACUCCUGACGUUUUCAUCCGGCGUUGCCUUCGGCAUCAAAGCCUUCAUGGUCGGCACAUUCGCUGCCUUCAAUGAGAUCUCCUACCUGCUCUACACCUCUCUCGGCAGCGGCGUCGUCGCCGACGCCUUCAUCGCCGUGUCCAUGUGUGUCCUGCUCUCGCAGAGCCGUACGGGUCUGCGCAAUACGGACUCGGUGAUCGAUACCCUGAUGAUGUAUACCAUCAACACCAGUGCCUCUGACGAUCUCUGCAGCGUAUGCUCGGCCGCUUGUUUCAUCAGCUACGCGGUCCGCCCGGAUGAGUUCAUAUUCUUGGGCAUUUACUUCGUCCUAAGCGAAUUCUUUAUCAACAGUCUUCUUGCAUCUUUGAAUGCACGCACAAUCAUCAGGAGCAGAAGUACGGCAAAGUCCGACACGCCAGCGGCGCGCACUGUCACCUUGCAAGCAUUGCCGAGAGGGCAGGCAUCGACCGACACGUCAAUGUCUUUUCCCACAGUCAAGACAACAGACGCCUACUCCGUUACCUCACCUAGAGGGACGGUCGCUUACGAUUGCUCGCCUGGAAACUUCAGAGAGCAUCUCGAGUACGACAUGUCAGUGUGACUGGAGGGCCGUUUGGCGGGGUGUAUGUAUGAUAUGUAACCAAGGGACAAUGCUUAUGCGUGUAUGUAUCUUAGCGAGGACGUUUUACUGUCUUGCCGACCUCUGAACGCGCAUUUUGUGAGGUAAAGACGAAGUUCAACAUGGAGUCAUGUGACAGUCGGCAUAUUCCGGA
This is a messenger RNA of Schizophyllum commune H4-8, 1532 nucleotides long. RefSeq lists its product as uncharacterized. The transcript has 14 exons. Lineage: Eukaryota; Fungi; Basidiomycota; Agaricomycetes; Agaricales; Schizophyllaceae. The record is from RefSeq and is a predicted model, not a curated record. Bases 344 to 1360 code for a protein of 338 amino acids.